AUGUUGCUAACGCAGCUCGAGAUAGCAGUCGGAAAUCCUACGCUGAAGCGGAAGUACAGCGGCGACUACAGCGGGGCACUGAAGCGGAAAAUGGAGGCCAUAAACUGGAGCAAAAUCGUGUACAUCCCCCAGGAGGGCAAGCUCUUGUACUUCGAUCAGAAAACGCACCGACUUCCCGAAACUAUAGUGACGAUGUAUGGCGACCGGGUGCAGCAUCUUGAUUUGAGCUACAACAAGCUGUCGUCCUUCGACGAUCUUGGCCGGUUUGCGUUCCUCGAGGAGCUCGUGCUGGACAACAACUGCCUGACGGAUGAGAUUAUUUUCCCCGCUCAGCUCAACACCGUGAAGCUGCUGUCGAUCAACAACAACAAGUUCAGAAAUCUGGAUCUUCUCCUGACGAAGUUAUCGCUCUGCUUUCCGAACCUGGAAUAUCUUAGCCUGCUUGGUAAUCCUGCCUGCCCGUGCCAUCUGCUGAACCUGAAGUACACCGAGUACGACUAUCAAAAAUACAGGCUGUACAUCAUCCGGCACCUUCCGAAGCUCCGCAUCCUAGACGCACAACGGGUGAAGAAGAUGGAGCGCGAUUUCGUUCGAUGCCAGCUAGAAAACUACGGCGAAACGCUCGAUCAGGAUCCGAACGCGAUCUCCGGUACGGCGAAGCAGCAGCAAUCCGUUCGGAAAAGCAACACGCUGAAGCAUUUCUACACCACCGUCAGCAGCGGGUUGGGAUUGCUCCGGAAGAACCCACCAGUCUACAGCCCACUGCCGGAGACGCUGCGGGAGGUCGGCGAUCACCGAGGGGCGUACGGACGCUGCCGCUACCGUUACGUCGGUGCCCAGUCCGAGGGCAAUCGGUUCAUACUCAACAAUGACUUAUGA
Messenger RNA from Anopheles nili, 879 nucleotides. RefSeq names its product leucine-rich melanocyte differentiation-associated protein-like. Lineage: Eukaryota; Metazoa; Arthropoda; Insecta; Diptera; Culicidae. The record is from RefSeq and is a predicted model, not a curated record. The transcript has 4 exons. Bases 1 to 879 code for a protein of 292 amino acids. Gene Ontology annotation, molecular function: protein binding. Gene Ontology annotation, biological process: melanocyte differentiation.